This is a messenger RNA of Psammomys obesus (fat sand rat), 3238 nucleotides long. RefSeq names its product DnaJ heat shock protein family (Hsp40) member A4 (gene Dnaja4). The coding region runs from base 1 to 1656 and encodes 551 amino acids. Gene Ontology annotation, molecular function: Hsp70 protein binding; ATP binding. The transcript is spliced from 8 exons. Gene Ontology annotation, cellular component: cytoplasm; cytosol. The record is from RefSeq and is a predicted model, not a curated record. Gene Ontology annotation, biological process: response to heat; protein refolding. NCBI's taxonomy places the organism in Eukaryota, Metazoa, Chordata, Mammalia, Rodentia, Muridae.
AUGCCUAGAGGAAACCAGCCACCAAGAGACCCCGACACCACCACAGAGGGCAGCCAUCAACCCCGACCCCCUCAGAAAUGCAACAAUCCGAGGCAGGCCCCAGAGCACACCCCUGCAAUGACCGAACAGAAGGCGGCCACACCCGGGACUAGGAGCCGGGCGGAGCACGUGGCACGCACUCCGCCCUCCCAGCCCAAGCUCUCGGCCCAGGGUUCGCGAGGUGCACGAGGCCCUUCUGCAGGCCAGCGGAUCCCAGAGCGGGCCAACCCGGAGGACCCACGCAAGGGCAAGCGUCCGUGCUCGGGGCGGCGCGACAGCCUGCCGCGGACGCCCUCCACCCCGAGGUCCGAGGCCUCUACCCCAGACCCCUCCAACAUGGCCCGCGGCGGCACUCAGAACUGGAGCUCCGGCGAGUCCGACGGCCAGCCGGAGGAGCAGACAUCCGAGGAGAGCGGAGACAAGAUGGUGAAGGAGACCGAGUACUAUGACAUCCUGGGGGUGAAGCCCAGCGCGUCCCCGGAGGAGAUCAAGAAGGCCUAUCGGAAGCUGGCGCUCAAGUACCACCCGGACAAGAACCCGGAUGAGGGCGAGAAGUUUAAACUUAUAUCCCAGGCAUAUGAAGUACUUUCAGAUCCAAAGAAGAGAGACAUCUAUGACCAAGGUGGAGAACAGGCAAUUAAGGAAGGGGGCUCAGGUAGCCCCAGCUUCUCUUCACCCAUGGAUAUCUUUGACAUGUUCUUUGGCGGUGGAGGACGGAUGACGAGAGAGAGAAGAGGCAAGAAUGUUGUACACCAGCUGUCAGUAACUCUGGAAGACUUAUAUAAUGGAGUCACUAAGAAACUGGCCCUCCAGAAAAAUACAAUUUGUGAGAAAUGUGAAGGCAUUGGUGGGAAGAAGGGGUCCGUGGAGAAGUGCCCUGUGUGCAAGGGGCGGGGCAUGCAGAUCCACAUCCAGCAGAUCGGGCCGGGCAUGGUGCAGCAGAUCCAGACGGUGUGCAUCGAGUGCCAGGGCCAGGGUGAGCGCAUCAGCCCCAAGGACCGCUGUGAGAGCUGCAGCGGCGCCAAGGUGGUCCGCGAGAAGAAGAUUAUCGAGGUGCACGUGGAGAAAGGUAUGAAGGAUGGGCAAAAGAUACUGUUUCAUGGAGAAGGAGAUCAGGAGCCUGAGCUGGAGCCUGGUGAUGUCAUAAUUGUGCUUGAUCAGAAGGAUCAUAGUGUCUUUCAGAGACGAGGCCAUGAUUUGAUCAUGAAAAUGAAAAUUCAGCUCUCUGAAGCUCUGUGUGGCUUCAAGAAGACAAUAAAAACGUUGGAUGAGCGAGUCCUCAUUAUUUCAACUAAGUCAGGUGAGGUGAUAAAGCAUGGCGACCUGAAGUGUGUACGCAACGAGGGCAUGCCCAUCUACAAAGCCCCUCUGGAGAGGGGGACCUUGAUCAUACAGUUCUUAGUGGUCUUCCCUGAGAAACACUGGCUUUCUCAGGAGAAGCUUCCUCAGCUGGAGGCCCUGCUUCCCCCUCGGCAGAAGGUGAGGAUCACAGAUGACAUGGAUCAGGUGGAGCUGAAGGAGUUCAAUCCCAAUGAACAGAACUGGCGCCAGCACAGGGAGGCCUAUGAGGAGGACGACGAUGGGCCCCGUGCUGGCGUGCAGUGCCAGACGGCGUGAUGGCACAGCAUAGCAUGGCCCGGACGGACUAGUACAUGAUGAAUGUAAACUUGGCACAAUGAAAAUGGCAUCGCUUUAAUAGCCUCGUGUUUGGGGUGUCCUGUGUAUGUGUUCAGCAGUCUCCAUUGCUGAGUAUCUUUGGGUUUUCUUGUUUCUUUUCUGGUUGUAACUUAAGUUAUAGUUUGAUUUAUAUUUAAAUGUUUUUAGUUCAAUCACCUCAGUCUGCAUAUGGAAUCUGUUCAUUUGUACUUUCACAACAUACUUUGGAGAUGCCAGCACCAUGUUGACCCUUAGUGGCUUCGCCAUGGUUCAUUUCCAUGGUAGGCCCAGAGAGUCACACCUGGCCCCUAACAAAGGCCGAGAAAGUGGGCGUGUGGCCUGUCUCUAGUCUGUGGUUUUUCUCCCCUCCCUCCCUUGGCAGAGUCACCAAGGGUAUGAGCUCAGGUCUGCUAAUACCAUUUCUGAAUCUAGACUCUAGAUGUUGUAGACAAUAAAAGCACAUGGCUGCACUUGGCCCCGUGUGCCUGGUUCCCACGGAGUAGGCUGUAAUCAAAAGCUGCAGGGCCAGUCUAGCUCCUACUGUUCUGUGGUCAGAAAGGGGUUUGUUUGACCAUCUCUCUUGGACGUUUUCUGAACUUCCCAAACCUUGUGAUGACAAAUCCAUUUUAAACGAUAAGCCAAUAAAGCCAUUUAUUUGCCUGUGACCCCACCCUUGUUCUUUGUGGUUUUAAUGAUUGUCUGUUGACGACCUGUGCAAUGUUGUCCCACCAAAGUGCUUACCCUAAAGAGGGCUAAACCCUUCCAGGUCCCUGGCAGCCUCCGUGCGGCUGAGGAAGCAGCCGAAGAGAAUACUGGUGGUGUAGCCCCCGCCCCUGCACAGCCAGCACUGUCUGGGUGACUUAAGAGUAUGCAGUGAUAGAGCCCCUCGGGAUCCCCAUCUUUGCUCCGGACAGCUCCUCCCCAAGGGCCCGCUCGUCUCUCUGCACAGCCCUCCUGCAAAGGGCUUUCUGCUGUGAUGUUUGCCGAGAACACUACCCACAUUCUUCUGGUUAGUGGCAUGAAUACCACUGACAAGGACAGCCGCUUGGGACGGGUACUAGCUACUACCUUAUUACCUCAGCCUCUAGCCAUUACUCCGCCUUUCUUUUCUACAAAUGAAGUUGAACACCCUGCUUCUUAAGCUGCUGGCUAACCUCUCAGAUCCAGGUUCUUUUGUUGUUGUUUUUUUUAUGUACCAGAGUUUGACACAGACCAGGAACCUCCCCUGAGAGGGACUAUGAUCCUCUAGAACUUUGCUGGCUGGUGUGAUAGAAUUUGCUCAAGUACAGAGUCUACCUAUGCUCACUUUGCCCACUGGCCAGGACAGACUCGAAACUGCUUCCUUCAACUUAGCCAUUUAUAAUGGAUCACAACUCCUGGGUGGUGUUUCUGUGCUCUGACUUUCUAAUAAAUCACUGCUCAAGAGCUGUUUAGCUUGUGGUGGGACAAAACUAUAUUCAGCUCCUUGUUACGAAUCUGCAGGGUGUUGCUUAACCUUCCGACCUGUAUACAUCUGUCACUUUAAAAUUAAAAUUGAGCUGGU